AUGGAGCUCUUUUUAGUGAAUAUUCUAUGCUUUCUUCUUUCCUUUGUCCAUCUUGCGCAAUGUAGCACCUCCACAUCAGACGGCCCCACUGCCACAGUUGUAAAUGGCACAUAUGUUGGCAAAAAUGUACCCGAAUGGCAACAAGAUCAAUUCCUCGGAAUCCCGUAUGCAAUCCCACCUCUGGGCGCUCUUCGGUUUGCGCGGCCGAGGUCUUUGAAUUCCUCGUUUGCUGGUACAAAGAAUGCAACGCAAUACGGUUAUAGUUGCAUGCAGUAUGGCACAAACUUUUCGCUGUCUGAAGAUUGCCUAACUGUCAACGUCAUUCGUCCGGCUGGGACAGCCUCCAGUGACAAGCUUCCAGUUCUUGUCUGGAUCUACGGUGGCGGGUUAUACGCAGGAUCGAGCGCUGAUCCCCAGUACAACGUUUCAGGUAUUGCCCACGUUGGGCAGGAAAUUGGGAAGCCUGUGAUUGUCGCCUCCAUAAAUUACAGACUCGGGGUAUGGGGAUUUCUCCAAAGUCCCCAAAUCCUCGCAGAAGGGAGCUCGAAUGCAGGCCUUCUCGACCAACGACUCGCUCUACGCUGGAUCAAAGAGAAUAUCGCAGCUUUUGGCGGCGACCCAGAGCGUAUCACCAUUUGGGGCGAAUCAGCUGGCGCUCAAAGUAUUGGGCUGCAUCUGCACUCUUACGACGGUAGAGAUGAUGGCUUGUUCCAUGCCGCCAUUAUGGAAUCGGGAAGCCAGAUUGGGGCAUUUUUGCAACCUCUCGCGUAUUACACGAGCCCGGUGGAAAACCUCACGAGGACGACGCAUUGUUACACGGCGAGUAAUCAGCUGGCGUGCUUGAGGAACUUGACGCAAGAUCAGCUUUUUUAUGCUCAAGUCAACGGCGACUUCCUGACCGCUUACCCAAGCACUCUAUCAGCUGAGGGAAAAUUCAUCCACAUUCCCCUCCUCAUCGGCGCAAACAGUGACGAAGGAACAUCGUUCGGUGUCACUGGGCUUGACAACGACACGGCAAUUUUCAACAAUCUUCUCAUCUACCGAAACUACGCCAUUUCCCCUCCGACAGCAAGGAAGCUGCUAGAACUGUAUCCCAAUGACCCAGCUCACGAACCGCCUUACUAUAUCACCAAUGCCACGAUUUUUCCAAGUAAAGGAUUACAGUGGAGACGAGAUUGUGCGAUCGCUGGAGAUGUUGUUAUGAUUAGUGGUAGGAGGAAGGUUUGUGAGGAGUAUACGAAGGGUGGAUUGGAUGUGUUUAGUUACAGGUUUGAUACGCCUUUGUGGAAUGCAGCAGUCACAGCAGGUGCUCAGCACUUCGUGAAUGUAGUGUUCAGCUUCCAGAACAUUUCAGGUGCUCUAGGUCCUCUCCCAAAAUACCAGAACUACACAGACCUUUCCCACAACAUCGGCAAAGCUUAUAUAUCCUUCGUGAACGACCUGGACCCGAAUACAAGCCGUGGCAAUAGCACUUUGCCGUAUUGGCCAAAAUACGAUCUAGAUGCACCUCAGAAUAUGGUGCUGAAUAGUAAUUUGACUUAUGUGGAAGAUGAUACCUUUAGGAAGGAAGGGAUUGCUUUCAUUAAUACGAUUGAUAGGGAAUUACUGGCUUGAUGAUACUCCAAGAAUUUGGGUCAAGUUUGAG
Molecule: messenger RNA, 1645 nt
Organism: Mollisia scopiformis
Lineage: Eukaryota; Fungi; Ascomycota; Leotiomycetes; Helotiales; Mollisiaceae
Product: carboxylesterase
Exons: 6
Coding region: 1-1614 (537 amino acids)
Source: RefSeq, a predicted model, not a curated record